UGUAGAGACAAGUAUUGCGUGGAAAAUCAAAAAGUUAGUGGCGCCAUGGUUCGUUUGUUGAUUUUGUGUUCUUUCGUGCUGAUUCCGGUGGUCUUCGGUGCUCCCACUGUGCACCUACAGAAUGAGUUCUACGAAAGUGCGACGGUUCCAUCAACUCCCGACAAGAACGCUGUGGCGCUCGAUAACCGAGGAUCGUUCAACCAAAUUCAUCGAAUUCCAGAAAAACCUCACAUUGUGGAACCAACGUGGAUCACCGUCACGAUGCCACCGUCCCUGCCCGGCCAGUUCGGCCAUUCCGGCCAGCCACCGAUAAUGCAGCCGUACUACACCUACAUUCCCGUUCCACCGCUAAAUCAGCCAUGGUCCGGACCGUGGCCCACGUACCAUCCACCCAUGCCGGUGCUUCCUCCACUGCCAAGCAAUCAGCUCUGUAACCAACCAUCGAACGCUUAUCGUGUGACAUACUAA
Molecule: messenger RNA, 468 nt
Organism: Anopheles coustani
Lineage: Eukaryota; Metazoa; Arthropoda; Insecta; Diptera; Culicidae
Exons: 2
Coding region: 46-468 (140 amino acids)
Source: RefSeq, a predicted model, not a curated record